This is a messenger RNA of Gekko japonicus, 925 nucleotides long. RefSeq names its product coiled-coil domain containing 59 (gene CCDC59). Gene Ontology annotation, cellular component: nucleus. Bases 142 to 765 code for a protein of 207 amino acids. The transcript is spliced from 4 exons. The record is from RefSeq and is a predicted model, not a curated record. NCBI's taxonomy places the organism in Eukaryota, Metazoa, Chordata, Lepidosauria, Squamata, Gekkonidae.
AUCUCUCGUGCUGCUUCUGCUCAGACAACAGGAAUCAAACACCGAGAGAGGCUUUUCCCACCUCUCCUAUCAGAAAGCGAGCUUCGGCUGAUCAGUAGGCGUGUGUUUGACGACGUAGGUGGGCUGCGACGUGGCUUCCUGAUGGCGCCGGUAGUAAGGAGGAGAGAGUCUUUGGGCCAAAAGAGGAAUGUGGGAGCGCAGAAUUUGCCAGUUCAGCGUGGUCGGAAACAGCCAUGGAGACAAGAUCCAUGUGCGGUGAGAGGGAACGUCCAGGAGGGACAAGGAUUCGCCUUUUGGAGAAAGCAAAAGAUUCAACGUGAUUAUAAGAAGUUAUUGAAAAAAGAAAAAUAUGCUAAUUCCCAGAAGAGUGUUGGGUAUACAGAGAAUUACCCAGAACACUUGAAGCAUCUUUAUUUAGCUGAAGAGGAAAUGCUUAAAAAACAACAGAAACCUAAAAAUAGUGGUCCUCUUCUAUUGGAAGAAACAAGUUUCAGUACAGCUGACAACAAUAUCACAAAGAGAAGGCAUAAAACAAAAACUUCAAACCAGAAAGCAAAAGAAGAAUAUGAACAAAUAAAGGCUAAGAGGGAUGCGAAAAAAGAGGCUGCCAGAAAAAGGAAGGAAGAGAGAGAGAGAGCUCAGAAGCUUUACAAACAAAAGAAAAUGGAAACAUAUAAGAUAUUAAGUAAAAGGACUAGAAAAGGACAGCCAAAUCUAAACUUGCAGGUGGAGCACCUCCUUCAGAAGAUUCAGCAGAAACCAUGAACAUUUAUUUUUAAAAUGGGUGCUAAUAAAAAUACUCAGUGUAAUUGAAAUUAUUUAUCACUGCCUCUAGGAUCAAUCAGUCCUCUCAAUUUUUUUUUAAUAUAGAUUGCACACAAGAGAAGUGAGUGGCCUGCUCUAUCCCCCCCCCCCCCCGGGGAAA